Molecule: messenger RNA, 7665 nt
Organism: Petromyzon marinus (sea lamprey)
Lineage: Eukaryota; Metazoa; Chordata; Hyperoartia; Petromyzontiformes; Petromyzontidae
Product: cyclin-dependent kinase 6-like
Biological process (GO): signal transduction; G1/S transition of mitotic cell cycle; regulation of gene expression
Cellular component (GO): nucleus; cytoplasm; cyclin-dependent protein kinase holoenzyme complex
Molecular function (GO): ATP binding; cyclin-dependent protein serine/threonine kinase activity; cyclin binding
Source: RefSeq, a predicted model, not a curated record
AGAGAGGAGAGCGACGAGGGGGGCGGAGGACGGGAGAGGAGCAGGGAGAGCGCCGGAGGAAGGGCACGGGAGAGACCUCGCUGUGGGGGACCCCCCCCCCAGACGCCGACCAUGCGAGUGCACGUGGCGGUGCGAGCGCGCGCCUAGAGCCGGCAAGCGAGGAGGCACACAGGGCGGCAUGGAGCAGUGCGGCGGCGGCGGCGGCGACAUCCGGCUGCAGUACGAGCCCAUUGCGGAGAUCGGCGUGGGGGCUUACGGCACGGUGUACAAGGCGCGCGACCUGCAGAAUGAAGGCCGCUUUGUGGCCCUCAAGAAGGUGCGCGUACAGACGGGUGAGGAGGGCAUGCCGCUCUCCACCAUCCGUGAGGUGGCCCUGCUGCGACAGCUGGAGACCUUCGAGCACCCCAACGUCGUCAGGCUGUUUGACGUCUGCGCCACGUCCCGCACUGACCGCGAGACGAGGCUCACGCUCGUCUUCGAGCACGUGGACCAGGACCUGUCCACCUACCUGGAGAAGGCGCCCGCGCCCGGCCUCCCCGCCGACAAGAUAAAGGAUAUGAUGCACCAGCUGCUGAGCGGGCUGGACUUCCUGCACACUCACCGCGUGGUGCACCGCGACCUCAAGCCCCAGAACAUCCUCGUGACGAGCGACGGGCAGGUCAAGCUCGCCGACUUUGGCCUCGCGCGCAUCUACAGCUUCCAGAUGGCUCUUACCUCGGUGGUGGUAACGCUGUGGUACCGCGCCCCGGAGGUCCUGCUGCAGUCGAGCUACGCCACCACCGUGGACCUGUGGAGCGUUGGCUGCAUCUUUGCCGAGAUGUUCAGACGCAGGCCUCUCUUCUGCGGAAGCUCGGAUUUUGAUCAGCUGACAAAGAUUUUCGAUCUACUGGGCCUGCCAAACCGGGACGACUGGCCGCAGGACGUGUCGCUGCCGUACACUUCCUUUGCCUACCGCCCCCCACAGGCACUCAAAAACUUUGUGCCAGAGAUGGGGCCAUUGGGGGAGGAGCUGCUGCUGAAAUUGCUGACCUUCAACCCGAGCAAGCGCAUCUCUGCGUUGAGCGCUCUGCAGCAGCCGUACUUCUCCGAUGCAGGCGAGGCCGAGGGCGAGGGCGCGCACCUCCCGGCCCCUCCGCUGCGCUGUGCCGAGCGGCAGGCGGAGAGUGCGCCGCCCUCCUGAACCUCGCAACCCUCCCGACCCCGCGGUAGGGGACGGGGAGUGUGAAGGGUGCGUGCAGGUGAGCAAGUUGGCUGGGGGGGAGGUUUUGGUGCGGGGUGGGGGGAGGGCAUGAGCUGCUCGCCUGCCAGCUGCGGUGAUCGUGUCAUGUGGAGCUGACAUUCCGUGCUGGCAGAGGCUGUGGGGACGUGAGCGCUGCUGUUUCAAAGGCAAAACUCAAGAGGAGAAGGACCACCCCUCUGGAUGAUUCGUCCUCUACAGGGAGCCAUCAUCACCUUGGCUGGCGAGGACUGUACACGCGCAGCCAUGGAAGAGCAGCGACCUCUGCUGGGAGUUUGAUGGAAGCGUCGGUGAUGGCGAUAACUAUAAUUCGAACGACUUACAGUCACAGUUUGUGCAAAUUCAGAUCUCGGUGAGAUCUCUAACCACAGCGAAUGUGUAGCUAUGUAUUUUUCUAAAUAUAGCACAUUGAACCCACACCUUUUUUUUAGUGAUAAAAAAAAAUUCCAUCAAUAUAGGGCCAACUUUCAGUGACAAAUUGCAUUCCUUUUUGGGAUGACUGCUCACUCUUUUGACAAAGAUAUAGGCUUAGAGGCUCGCUUUUGGUUCUGAAAGCACAGGCAAAAAGGCGCGGUUGUGUUUAAAUUAUUACCUUGUAUCAAGUAAUUUAUUUUUACAAUUGCGUCGCCUUUAAACCACGAAAGAGGGAGAAUUGUGAGAACAAAAAAAUAUUCCAAAUGUGUAAGUCGUUAGGGAGUGGCUGUGUGUGACUGCAGUGUAAUUCAACACAGUGUUUCAGACGAUGUAAUGUAUGGAGAAGGUGUUGCGGAUGUAUCAGCUGUGACUAGCAGGGUUGCCCAGGAGCAACGCAGGCAAAUUCCUACACUCUGCCCUGCCACGUGUGCCCUGCUAAGGGCCUGAGCAGAAGUGUCCACUUUUCCCCCUUCUGUGUGUGAGUGUUGCGUGCCAAGGUGGCAGCUGGCAAACUCAUCAUAUUGGGACUUCUCGCAAUAAUGCACUCCUCUCUUGGAGGCCUCAGCUGCUGCUUUGUGUUUGCUGCAUCGUGAAGUGACCGUCCAACCUGGGCAUCUGCCUACCUUCAAGGUCAACAGAGAUAGUGGUUGGGGGGGUAGGGGGGUGCAUCAUAGUUUGUUUUUAGUUGGUGGGUUACUCGGCCAUUCAAAGCAAUGUUACAUUCAUGAAGAGCAGGUGAGGGGCAAGGCCAAUGCAUUUUUGAUUGGUCUGAAGACGGCAUGGUGGACAUAGUUUGCAUAGUUGACACACGUACCUGGCUAUUCAUAUACAUCUGCGUUGAACGCACAUAAAUAGUUUGACAAAAGUUGACCAGCAUAGAUCACGUGUGUAAAAAUAAGAGUGUUGUUACUUGAAUAAUAUUACGUUGUAGGGUCAUAGUGGAAUGUGUUUGGGAGGAAGAGAAGGUGAUGUUUGUAGGAGUUUUUAUAGAUUUUCCCAUUCAGGAUCAAUCCAAUUGAAGAGCAGGGUUAUUUUGCUCGCACUUGCCUGGCAAACGCUUCCCGAAUGUCACACACAGGCACAUUCAUAAAAUGUCGCUUUAUCAAUAAAUUACCCCUACAAGCUUUCACUUGCCACGUCAGCUGUCUGUCUGGGAAUGAAGCCAACUGUAAAAACUGACUUAUUCAGGAGUUGUAUUUUUGUAUACUGGAUAAGUGUUGUUGAGCAUUAAGCUAAAUUAUUUAUCAUUUUCCUGAUUUAUUAAACCCACCUUUUUUUUACUUUGUUGUGCCAAAAACUACAAUUUCAAUCCAAAUUUUACUCGUUAUUUUGAACAUACAAAUUUUCCAUGUCAUCACAGUUGCAUUGUAACCGAGUUCACACAAUACGAUCAAUCAAUGUUAACUUUAAAAAGAAGCGAGGAGUUUUGAGAGUGGAGGAGCUUGCAGUGUUACUCCUCCACCAGGAGUCGCCGCCAGUCAGGACAUCUCAAGCCACUCUGCCACCCGACCCCAUCUUGAUGUAGUCGGCAUAAAUUUCACGCUCUCACAUGGGUACAGACGUUUAUAUAAUUGACAGACUUUUUACAGUAAAUAUGCGAUUUAUAUGGCUUGCAAUUAGUUUGUUUUAUGGAUAUAAAAGUUCGCACUGAACUGAUGUUGUGGUAAAACACUUACUAACCAGCGUGGGUGCGUUUGUUUCCAGAAUAGGAGCUUGCAUGUGCAGCUUCAUCUGUGCUUUGCCUGGGAGUUAAUGAAUCUUGAUUAUCAAACCAAUUAUUCACUGUGAGUUGUGCUUCUAUUGCGUGGUUUAUCUUGAUUCAGCAGGCAAUACAUUUGCUAAAGUGCCUUGCUAAAUUUGUGGAGCAUUCGCAUCAGCUUAUCCAGUGCUGCACUUCCAGCUGAUAUCAGAGACCUGGGCUAAAGAUGUUACGCAUUUGUUCUCCCUGAAUACCAGCAGACGUGGAGGUGACAGCCUUCUGCGUUAUUGCAGUAUUGCCUAUUAUUGAGACUGGGCUGAUACUGGUGAGAAUGGCAAGACGAAAACAAAUUAAAACACGAAAUAGGUAGGUGUCUAAAUUGCCUUAAAUUUAUACUUGGUAUUACACACUGUUAAUCAUUACAGAAUAGUGACCUGGACCGCAUAAAGUGGUUACAAUGGUCGUGGCACCACACCAUUAUACCUUUUGCCCUUUGAGCUAGGUGCCAUUUAAAUUCCAAUUAACAUUGAUGGUCUCUGCUAAGUCAAUUAUGCAUUAAAUGAGGAUGUGGGGAGUCCCUCCUCAGGUUCACUUGAAACCUGUGAUGUGCAUCCAAACACCGUUUCUGUUCGUGGAGUUGUUGCUGCACUGGACCGCUGAUUUCUGGACCAGAGUGACUCUCGGAGGGGUUGACUUGAUUGUGCGCAAGUCAGAAAACAAGUGCCUGUUGGUCAUGGAGCACGGUCACAUGAGGCUGUCCAUGAAGCUGAUCGUAAUGUUAAUGUGUAGUCUGUUGAUCGUAAUGUCAAUGUGUAAUCUGUUGUGCUCUUGGGUACCAUGAAUAUUCGCAGCAGCAGCAGCUGCUUGUGCAUUGCAUUGUACGUGCACUGCUGUGCUAAUGCUCAACUCGAAGAAUUCAAUCUGACACCUGGUAAGGUUGUCUAUCGUGGUAUUGUAGAACCUGUACGUUACUAUGCAGUUCAGGUUUAUCAUUGCAUGCAAAACUAUAGAGGACAUUUUGUUAAUGUUACCGUUGGUUUUAUAACCGAUUAAUAAGUACAUGCGCUGUGUCAAUAUUACGACCUGCAAUUAAUGGGAUGUUUUUGUGUGCUAACAUACUAACUUCCAUUCUUGGAUCAUUGGAAAACCAUUUCUAAAACCUGCAUGUGCUUUCAGGCAGCUAUCUACAACAACAAGAUCAGUUUAAUUUGCACAAUUAAAUGUAGUAGUCUGUGUGUACGUUUCAGACUCUGGAAUUGUGAUGUUAUCUUUUUUUUUCGUCCCGGUUCUGCAAAAACCAAAUUCCUCAAUGUAGACGGUAAAACUAACGGCACAGCGCUCGCAAACGUACCUAAAGGGACCAAAGUAGCUGCUCCAGCCACUGCCGGCUUAUUUAUUUGAUCUAACAUGCACAUGAACACAGGGAAUGCUAUUCAAAACCUUAUACACUUCAGGGCAGACAGCAAACCAAUUCAAUACAUGGAAAAGCUUAUAUUAGAGGUGAGGUAUUUAUUGUGUACAUCAAAACAUAAAACGUAAAAAAAAAUCACUUAACGCUGCUAUUGAACUGUCAGGAACAACUUGUGUAAGCUCUAAAGGUGUUGGAGCUCUUGUACAGAAUGACACUGCAGUAAUUGUAAGCGGAUGGUCGGAUUCCGUGAUAAACGCUGCAGAGGCUCAACCGUAGCAGUCGCUGCUCUACUCACAGAAUUGCCGCCUCCAUAUAGAGGUGAAGGAGGGCCUUGGUGGUUUGGUCUGGGUUUGCUUUUGUGUUUGUGCAUACUCUGCUCAUUAGAUUAAACUUGAGCUGCAGGUUGUUUAAACGUGAGUAAACGCAGUAAAUGUACACUGCUCAGCUGUUCGUUAACUAUCCCAUUGUCUCGGAAGAAGAGUGUACAAUCAGGCUGUAUGUUUAUGCAACUUAUGUACAAGCAUAGUGUGAUAUUUUAAAAAAUCACCAGCUAACAAGAGUCGCAGGGUGAUGCUGGUAAUUGCAUGUCUUUGACAUGUUUGCCUUAUGUGUUCACGUUUGCUCCUUCACACGUUGUUUUUUGUUGUUUUCCGACCUGCACCACAGUGGAGACGCAUUAGUUUCUGGCCUGUAACCAGGCCUUUGGGAUGCAGCAUCAACAGCCAUACUUGAACCCUUAGAACCAGAGUGGCCUCGUCAUGGGACCCGACUCGUAUGUUGCCUCACUGCCGCAAAAAGGGUUUAAGAUAACGGUCUUAACUGUCAUUACCAAAAAUCUAAAUAUUUUUUGUUUAAAAACUUGUGUCAUCAUCAACAUUUUGAUGGGAAUUGUUAUUGCUUGCUCACGUGUGUUUAAAGAAAAACAACAAAACAAGUGCUCAUUUUAAAAUCAUAAAUUUGUUGUAACAAUGUUGGAGAAGUAGAAAUGGUGCCUUUUUGGGGUAUUUAAGUGAUUUUUUCUCGUGGUAACUGCGUGUCUAAAGAAUUUCAUAAACCAGAGAUCACUGCCUUGUUAUUUCUCAUGGCCUUCCAUUGGAAUGCGUGUUUACUCAAUGAAGAUUGGCUACCAAGCCAAGAUCACUGCCGUUCUCGUUGGCAUGCAAAGGGCAUGCUUUGUGCUUCUUCAAAAUAAUGUAAAUAAGUGACUUCUGCUGAAGAAUGAUUUGUCUCUGCUGCCAGAGUGGGUGCACAAAUGUCUCUACUGCCAAUGUUGGUACACAAAAUAAGUGCCUAGAAAAUAGUAUCUUCAAGUCGUUUUGUAUUGUUUUGCUUUCAGUCUCAUACUCGAAAAUGUAAAUGUUUCGUUUCUGCAUUGCCGCUGUGUGGUGCUAGUUGACCGUUGUAAUGCAAAGUAAAAAUGGGAAAAUCACAGUAAUUCUUUGGUGCAAUUAAUUUACUGUGUUUGGAGUCUUAGUUUAAUGAUGUUCAGUAAAAUAUUUUUAUACAGUGCUGCCAUAGCAAAAUGAACAUAAUACUGGAUGUAAACACAGAUAGUGUUGGGCAUGUAAUGCAUUUCAAAGUUGUAGCUGCAAACAAUAAUAUUGAUAUGGAACUCACAUUGCUGACAUCACUCGUGCUCACUGAUGUGUUAUUUUAGAAUUUGCUCUUGGGAGUAAUUUAUCACCUGCCAAUUGUAUUCCGCAUUAAAAAGCACGGUUGACAUGGGUCAUUUUGCGCAUAUUCGUGUAGGAAAAUCGGAAAGCGACGGCCCAUGCCUUUUAUCCAUUACUGCAUCUCUUGAGUGCAGUCUUCCAAUGCAUUAGUGUAGGUUUGCCAGUUGCAACAUCUGUGGCAAAUAACUAAAAAAAUUGGUCAGAAGUGGGAGUGAGGAUGGUUUUCGUGUGUCACGUGCCCUUUUGAUACUGGACAACUCACUGCCUACGAGGACCGUGUUUAAUUACAUUUCUAGAGGUCCUCCACCUCGCAGGUAUCACGUUUACCAUGUCUCCAGUUUAAGGAGAUUAAAUUGAAACAUUGCAUAUAAGCUCUUUUUGAUUAAUGGUAAAAAUGAAUCUGCAGGGGAGUGGAGUUUAAAAUAAACUGAAUUGUCAGUAAUGCUAAAGGAUUUCAUGGAGAAAUAGUGAUUUAUCAAAAUUGUUUUUGCAAAUGAUAAACACAAGCAUCAUUAGCAAUGUAUUAUACUCUCGUACGGUAGUUGCAGUAACUUAAACUCUGUGGAAUAGGUCACAGAUUCGCUCUGGGAAUUGAUGUUGGCACAAAGGCCUGAGUGGAUCACACAUAUCGAAUGAAAGUUACUUACAAUUUCUUUUGUAAUGCUGUGCCAUACCACGACGUUAAAAACUUCCCAAGAGCUUGUUGCUGCUUGAGUAUUUUUAUGUUUGAUGUGUUGUGUAUCAUCUGAGAAUUGCCAGUGAGACGCAGUAAAUCAUUUAAAAACCUACGAUUCACCUUUAAUGACAAUUUAUUCCUGCAAGAUUGUCACAGAGCAUUUAAUCUGUAUUCAUGAUCUGUUGAAGAAAAAUUCACAACGUCGAAAGAAAAUAUCUCUUUGCAUUUAAUGUUUUUGCUAAAUGUUUGAAACGUUGAGCAUGUGGUCUCACACACCUUUUCAGAUAUCUCCCUGCAUGCGUGCGUGCCCGGGGCAUCAUUUCCCCUGCUUUCAAAUUUGGGCUUUAUUGGAUGUAUUAUUUAAUGAAGUAUACUUUUCGUUGUGUUUUGUCUGCAAAAUGCUUCCCAUCAUUCCACAAAAAGGGCUGGGCUGUGUGGUGCCAUCGGCCCACCUCCCACCCCGGCAGUAAGGUGCCGGACUGCACACCUUCUAACACUAUGGUCCAAUCAAAACACUGUACACCACUUGAAUACAAUAAAGUUAAACUCUGCAUA